This is a messenger RNA of Bombus terrestris (buff-tailed bumblebee), 1802 nucleotides long. RefSeq lists its product as uncharacterized. Bases 1182 to 1670 code for a protein of 162 amino acids. The transcript has 3 exons. The record is from RefSeq and is a predicted model, not a curated record. Lineage: Eukaryota; Metazoa; Arthropoda; Insecta; Hymenoptera; Apidae.
UAUAUUCUUCCUUUUUCUAAUACGUGACACGAAAAAGAAUUUUUUAACUUAGGUUUCAAAGUUAAUAUUUUAUGGGAGUAUAAAAACAGCAGCUCUUCGCUUUUGCUUGAGUAAGGUCAUGACCCUCGCUUAUGAAACGUUUAUUUUUUCACAAGAGUCCUUAUAUCGAUUUUCCUUUGCAUACCGUACUUUCCCCGUAACACAUAUUCGCACCCCUUCACGAGGAAUCAAUAUCUUCUGACACACAAAAGGAACUUCUUUCUAAGAAAUCUUCAUCCUCCUAUCCUUUCUCUUUUAUCGAAUUUGUAUCAAAAUCACUGAAUAACAUUAUUUUACUUACUUUGAUAUAUUUCUUUUCCUAUAAUACAUCGAGUACUUUGAUAUAAGAAGAUAAUUCUGCAGAAUAUUUCUUUCGUAUUAACUCCACGAUUAUGUACAUCAGUGGCAGAUGUAACAAUUAAUAUUACUUUUUAUUCAACUAUAAAUUAUUAUGCAAAUUUAUAUAUUUGGGGAUAUAUUUAAAGAUAACGGAAUCUAGGCAGAGAAUUAUUUUAUCCACUAAAUAUUAUAAAUGAAAUACAUAAAAAUCCGCAGUUCACUUUCUAUAAGAAUUCUGUUGCAUUGGAAUUUUAAAGAAAUUUCAUUACAAUCUUAUUAAAAAUCAACUGUCUCAUCUGACAAUCGGUUUCUCAAAAUCUGAAAACAUUUGACAUACCGUAGAAAAAGGUUUUAACGCACAGAACACACAAAAGUUAUCUAUGAUACAUGUCGAAAUAUUUUCGCGAAUCACUGUGCACAGAUAAGUAUACAACAAACAACAAUCAGAGGUAGUUGAAAAAUAUAAAAAAUCUGUAUUUGUGUGAAUUGCAGAAAAUAGGAAGUGAUGUCGAGACACUUGGCGCGACAGUAAUUAUAAUUUCACCCCUAGAUAUAUUUCUUUUACCUUCGGUAGAAUUUCUUUUUUCACCCUCGCUACAUAAGAAGCCGAUGCAACUAUCGAUUCAUGCAAAUUGCCCGUGCUGUCAAUCAUUUUUGCCACUUCUCUCGAUAUUUUCCCCUUCUCCCUCUUAAUAUUUUGCCUCCUCCUUCUCCGUAUCUUGCCAUAAAUUCAGAAAGGGGGGGAUUGUAUACCUAGCAACCGAUUGAUCGAAACACACUCGUGCUUCAGACUUCGUAGGAGAAUGACGUGCUUCAGGAGAUCGGACUACUCGUUCAUGAAGAAGCUUCUGUUGGUUUUAGGAUUCUGGCCAACUCCAAACUCGAAGUUUCGUCUAUUUCGAAUCACUUUCAUUUAUACGGUUUACAUCGGUUAUCUACUGCUCGAGACAACAUGGUUUUACACGUUUGAGUGCGACAUGAAUUGCGUGGCGAAUGUUCUGUCCAUUUUUGUACUGAAUAUGAUGACAGUUUUCAAAUACUUCUUUCAUCAUAGACAUAUGACUGCUGUAUAUACUUUGUACACAGCGAUCGAAUUCGACUGGAAAUUCUUGAAAAACGAUAAACCGAGCAUUGAAAUUAUUCGGAAAUACGCAGAGUUGGUGCAUACUGUAUCGAUAUCGCUGAUGAGUAUGAAAUUCAUACCGAAACAAAAAUAUUCAUUUCUGGUAUCAAUUUUGCGGUGUAAAAAUAUGUAUGAAUUUCAGUUUUCAUGUGUUCCGGUAGCAUUGUAAUGGUUUUCAUGUAUCAGGCACUGCCUGUUCUUCAAAUACCAGAAGAAAAUUAUACUAGAUUCUGGCAACGACCGUUUGCUUUGAAAGCAUUAGGGAAAGCUAUAAGUUAUCCUACUCUUUAUCUGAUCUCCU